AAAGUACUGAUGAACGCCGUACCAUGGCAGUGCAAUGGUAUUCGUUGAGGUACACAAGGUUGUUUGGACACGAUGCCAUGGUAGUGUUAUGGGCAGUGAUGCCGGGCAUGGUACUGUUUCGGCGACGCUGGUCAGUUGGCAGCGAUGACCUGGUGUUGCCGGCUUUCUUUCUGUUUAUACUACACUGCAUAUGGCUGGUGGUUCUGUCCGUGGUUCUCUUCGGGUUGCCGUACAGUUCGGAGCAGUCGUGUUCGGUCACUCUGGUGGACCAUGGUCGCGGGUACCUCGGCAUCCUGGUCAGCUGCCUGAUCUGCGAGAGCGCCAUCAUGUGGCUGAGCAUGAGGGGCAGCAUCUUGUACACGCAGCCCAGAGAGGCGGUGCAGUAUGUGCUUUACAUACGGCUGGCCAUCCUGCUGGUAGAGCUGGUGUAUGCCGUGGUCGGCAUUGCCUGGUUGGUGCAGUAUUACCAGCCUUGUUCUGACAUCACGGCCAAGAACCUCGCUCUGGGAAUCGUGGUGUGUAAUUGGUUAGUCAUCUUCAGUGUGUUUUUCACCAUGAUGUGCACCUUUGAUCCCACCGGACGAACCUUUGUGAAGCUGAAGGCGACACGGCGCCGUCAACGCAAUCUCACAACAUAUACCCUCAGACAUAGACUAGAGGAGGGUCAAGCUAGCAGCUGGAGCCGGAGACUCAAGUUCUUCAUGUGCUGCACAAGAGCAAAAGAUACACAAUCUGAUGCUUAUUCGGAGGUGGCCAGCCUUUUCGCCGAAUUCUUCCGGGAUCUGGACAUUGUUCCAAGUGACAUCAUUGCUGGUUUGGUGCUCCUCCGACAGAGACAAAGAGCCAAAAGAUCAGCCAUUCUGGAUCAGGCAAACAAUGACGUUUUAGCCUUUCUAUCUGGAAUCCCUGUAACUCGCAACACUAAGUAUUUGGACCUCAAGAACUCGGCUGAGAUGGCCAUGUAUAAAGAAGUGUGCUACUACAUGCUGUUUGCCAUGGCGGCGUAUGGUUGGCCCAUUUAUCUCUUAAUAAACCCAGCGUGUGGGCUCUGCAAACUCGUCAGCACCUGCUCCUGUAAUACAUCAGUUUCAGGGUCUCGUCUGUCUCAGUCUGUCACCGUGGAGGAGGACAACUGCUGCGGCUGUAACGUUCUCGCAAUGCGACGGCAAUUUCUGGACCGAGACCUUAAAGAAGUUCAAAUCGUCUACACGUCCUGUCACGACGCGGUUUAUGAGACACCCUUCUUCGUAGCAGUGGAUCAUGCAAAGAAAAAAGUGGUAAUCAGCAUUAGAGGAACGUUGUCCCCUAAGGACGCUUUGACGGAUCUCACGGGCGAUUCUGAGCGUUUGCCCGUGGAGGAACAACACGGCACAUGGCUUGGACACAAGGGAAUGGUUUAUUCAGCUGAAUACAUAAAGAAGAAGCUAGAGCAAGAGAUGAUUCUCUCACAGGCCUUUGGGAGAGAUUUGAGUAAAGGGACGAUGCACUACGGGCUGGUGAUUGUGGGUCACUCGCUGGGUGCCGGUACGGCCGCCAUCCUCUCCUUUCUCCUCCGGCCGCAGUAUCCUUCACUGCAGUGUUACUCUUACUCUCCCCCUGGCGGCCUCCUCAGUGAGGAUGCAAUGGAGUACUCCAAAGAUUUUGUUACUUCCGUGGUUCUGGGAAAAGACCUGGUCCCGAGGAUUGGCCUCUCUCAGCUCGAGGGCUUUCGUCGGCAUCUGCUUGAAGUCUUACAGAAAAGUGAGAAACCAAAGUGGCGCAUUAUUGCUGGCGGUACGAAGUGCAUCCCAAAAUCAGAGCUGCCACUGGACGACGAAGCCCCAGCAUCUCAGGGUGUAACCCCCUCCAAUUCACGACUGUGGCUGCAUCCCAGUGAUCUGAGCAUCGCCCUGUCGGCGUCCACUCCUCUGUACCCUCCGGGACGGGUCAUCCAUGUGGUGCACAACCACCCGCCAGAGACAUGCUGUGGUCAGGAAGAGCCCACUUACUCUGCACUAUGGGCAGACAACAAGGCCUUUGACGAAGUCAUAAUUUCUCCGGCCAUGCUGAAUGAACACAUGCCUCAUGUGGUGAUGGACGGACUCAAUAAGGUGUUGGAAAACUAUAAUAAAGGGAAGACGGCUUUAUUGUCUGCUGCUAAGAUAAUGGUCAGUCCUACAGAAGUGGACUUGAAUCCAGAAACGAUUUUCCUCGAUGCCUCAAAUUCACUGCAGCCCACGCCCGCUGCACAACACCGCAGAAACAGUAGUGUCCGUUCCUGUGCCCGCUCUGAGAUCUCGCUGGAUGGCUUCUCGGAGUGUCCACCUCCUCCAGUACCUGUGGUGCUGACUGGAGCUCGUGAGCGAUUGACCGUGGAGCUUCGGGAGCGAAAAGCUCCACUAGCCAUUAUGGAGAGUCUGUCCGACGCCGAAUCCAUCUAUAGCUUGGACUCUCGGCGGUCCUCCGCUGCCCUGAGGGGCUCACCCUGUCUGGGGAGUCUACCUUUCCCGUUGGAUGCCCCUAUCCCAGAAGAGAACCCUUCGCUUAGCUCCCGGACAGAGCUGCUGGCUGCGGACGGCUUGAGCCAGGGUGCGGAGGACCAUGAGCUGGGGGAAGAUGGUCCCUAUUACCAUACCCCACCAAAACUGACUGUACCGUCUAACGAUGCGCAUUAUCUCCCUGUCCGUGUGCGCAACAGUGGCCAUUUCUCAUCCCUUUCACUUGGGCAGAAAACGGAAGAUCAGCCUGCCAGCAAGGGCACGAACUUCCGCCCGUCUUCAGAAACACCUGUGGCUUGUCAGCCAUCAGAAGUUUCAACUGCUCAAGAAUCCCUCCCUGUAGCAUCUCGGACUGGUUCAAAGCAAGAAAGACUUAGCGAAUUGGCCGAGGAAACAGAGGUUGAAAAGGAAGAAGUCAAAGUAGAAAUGUCCCAGGUUCCGCCACUGUCCAAUGGAACCCCCAGUCAGGCGGUCCUGGAGUUUGCCCAAUACCUGGACUCCCUGUUUAGACUCGACGGCAGCAGCUCUCCACCUCUCGAGCUGUCCGAUGCGGAAUCUGAGUCUGGACGUGGAUCAUACAGUCAGGCUGAGGGAAACCGAGGGGACCAACUUGUGAAAAACUCAGACAAGGAUAGGCAGCUACUGGCCAGAGCGACCAUAGAGCCCAAUUUGGUUCCCAAGCCCCCUCGCACCUUCGCGGGGUCAGCUGACCCCUCCUCCGGCAUCUCUCUUUCUCCAUCUUUCCCUCUCUCCUCUUCUGGAGAACUCAAUGAUCUCUCUCCUCCCGAUGGAGUGCUACCAUCAGUCAUCCAUACUUUACGAACUUCUGCUGCUAGUCCCAACUGCAAGGAAACAGCAUUGGCCUCUAUGGUUUAGCGUUCUACUGUCCUCGGCGUAUCUCAACGUAUCACUUCCCUUGCAUCUAUUUAUUUUGACCCACAGUUUCCUUUCCUACACCCGAUGGGUCCCUUAUCCUUGCGUUUUCUGAACCGAUUGUAAAAAACGUGCAUGCGUAGUAACGCAGUCCAAGACUUCCAGACUUAUGGACCACAAAGGAUUCGUAAAGAACAGGAGACCUCAUUUUGUACUAUCGUUAAACAUAUCUGCUGAAUUCAUUGUGGUUUGUGCAUCAGCAUAACGAAGUUUCCUAUUCGUUGCCUGCAGCAUACGAGGUGCUGAGCGGCUCCUUCACUCCAAGGAUGUUGCUUGCAUGUAUAGAGGCUUGCACAAAUGACCCUACUUUCACAUUCAAUUCAAUGUUAUGAUUAUGUUUACAUUGAAGCCACAGAACACCAAGCUAUCACGGAGGUUGGGGGUUCUUUACAAGCGAAAUACAGGGAUGGGUAAAAAGGGACGACUAACUAACUUAAACGAGUUUUGGGUUGGGAGCACACAAGCAGCUGUGGGGUUUAUUUCCUCAGGACUUUCGAGAACGUAAAAUGGGACCGUUUCGUCUCAGACGAAGGAAAAUAAAUUGCAAAAAUGAAUUUCGUUGGAUUGUACUUUAUAAUUUUUUUUUUUAUUGAAGAUUGUGUGAAAUGUCCUGCUGAGUAUGUUUUAGUGGUGGCACUGAUGGUUGGUGAACAUCUACGAGUUAUGUGCAUGAGAAAAUACUGUAUGGUCGUGUAAAACGUUUUAAUUUUGCUAAUUUCGUCAUCUCUUAUUUACAAAAAUCCACUUUAUUUAAGCAUGCGAGUUUUAUAUCGUUUUAUUCACCCUAUUGCCAAAAACGUCAACUAUUAAUGUUAGAAUUCUGUGAAAUUAAUAUAUGGUAAUAAUUAUUUAUUUUUACAACCCACUGCCCAGAAAUGCAAACGACUUCAAGAGAUACCAGGCUUGACCAAUCACAAAACGCACCCUUUAAAUGGCUCGUCUGACUCUCUCUCACACAGUUAAGGAAAGUUUCAUCUCAUUCAGUAGGUUAUGGGUAUGGCGUGCAAUCCGUAGCAAAAUAUACAGUAAGCAUAGAGAUUUUCAGGAGAUCUCACCUGCAUUUUUUAAAAAUCAUUUCUACUGUUGUUGCUAUAUAACGAUAAAAAAGUGGUUUAUCUCGACAACAAAAUAUUUUAAUAACUCGGACUUACUUUUAUAUAUUGUUUCAGGUUGGAGUGUUUGAGUUUUGGGUUGUUGCGUGAAAAAGUACAGUAGUGUUUCUUUCACAGCUCGCAAAUGUGUCGAGUGACUUUUAUUUUGUAUGCUGUUGAAAAUUAUUUGACUUAAUUUAAUUGCAUGGAGUAAUUUCAAUUCACAGAUUAUUACGUUGUGCAUGUGACGCAUAAUCAAACAUAUAUUACUUUUUCAAGUUUUGCUUUUCUGUAUGCAAGUUACAUAGCAAAAACAUUUUCUGCGACUCUUGUUAGAUGCCUUCAUAAGUUUAUAAGCUGUGACUGCUGUACUUUUUCACAGGGUUAUGUAUAGCACUGCCUUUUCACGUGAGUGUAAAUACUUGUCUUGUUUCAAGUUGUUGUGUUUAAAAAAGAUCAAUGAAACUUAACAAUAAAAAUCUCUAUUAUGUAUCAUAGUGACUUUAUCUCAAAUGUAUAGUUAUAUUGAUAUAUAUAUAUACAAUAAAUUAUAAAUAAAGAAUGACUCUUCAGGAAUGAAAAAUCUGAUACUGUGGCCAUAUAUUGACUAGAAAAUAUAUAAUGAUUCAGCCAUCAUAAGUCUUUAACACAAAGUGAAUGUAUUUAAAUGCACACACUUACACUGCCCUGCCUGUUAUAGAAUAAACCAUACAAAUCUCAGACUGACUGA
This is a messenger RNA of Misgurnus anguillicaudatus (oriental weatherfish), 5231 nucleotides long. RefSeq names its product diacylglycerol lipase, alpha (gene dagla). Gene Ontology annotation, molecular function: lipoprotein lipase activity. Gene Ontology annotation, cellular component: postsynaptic membrane; cytoplasm; dendrite membrane. Gene Ontology annotation, biological process: diacylglycerol catabolic process; retrograde trans-synaptic signaling by endocannabinoid; arachidonate metabolic process. The record is from RefSeq and is a predicted model, not a curated record. NCBI's taxonomy places the organism in Eukaryota, Metazoa, Chordata, Actinopteri, Cypriniformes, Cobitidae.